AUGGAUGGUACUAAUACCAAGACAGCUCUGCCGUUUCGCGGUGAUUAUAUACGCUAUACGAAUCUUUUGUUUACAAAUUUGAAAUUUUGGCAAAAAAUUGUUGGUGAAAAAGUUCUAAUAUUUCAGUUGGAUUCAAUAUUUUGUUCAAAUACACCGCACAAAAUUGAAGAUUAUGUUCAAUACGAUUACAUUGGUGCACCUUGGCGUGCGUCACUUAAAACUCCUGUGCCUGUCGGUAACGGUGGAUUCUCAUUUCGUUCAAAAAUCAAAACAAUUAAACUACUGGAGAAAAUACAGUACGAUGAGAGUACACCGGAAGAUGUUUGGUAUGGUGUCAAUUUGCCCCUAGUUAAUGGAACAGUAGCACCUCCAGAGAUUGCCAAAACAUUUUCUGUUGAAACUCUUUAUUACGAAAAACCAAUGGCACUUCAUAAACUCUCUCUAAGAAAAGCCGAUAUAAAAAAAUUAUGCGAUAAAUGUCCAGAAGCAAUGUACAUUCCACCAUUUUGCAAAAAAUAG
Molecule: messenger RNA, 519 nt
Organism: Didymodactylos carnosus
Lineage: Eukaryota; Metazoa; Rotifera; Eurotatoria; Philodinida; Philodinidae
Source: the annotation of a GenBank genome assembly